AUGUACACGCUGCCAGGAGGGCACGGGAGUUGCGGGGAACGGAUGAAUACUCCACAGAAAGGCUGCAUUUUGCAUGACGAAGCUGGGAGAGGUCGUGAGCUGUGGAAAUGCGAUGAAAGACUCUGGAACGACGAGGUAUACACAUGUCCGAUGUAUGUAUACAACAACAAAGGAAAACCACGAAGGGCCAGCAACAACUACCGCUACAUCCCACCAGAGCAAAAGCAGCUCAUUGUCACGAUGCAUAUUCGUGGGACAAGCACUACCAACAUUGAACAAAGCACCGGAAUAAGCACUCGAACCAUCCGCAGAAUCCUCAAGCUUUGGAAUGAUACGGGGAGGGUUAUGAGACAACCAUUAGAGCCAGGAAGACCAAGGGUCUUGAAUUCUCUAGAGGUGGAGUAUCUUGAAAGCCUCAUCGAGCAGAGGCCCGACAUUUAUGUUACAGAGUUACAAAAUGCUCUAUUUGUGACGUAUGGUGCUGAGGUUGAUGCAUCCACCAUAACGCAGACUUUGUACAGACGGGGUUUCACCAGGAAGAAGGUGCAAGAUAUCCCUAUCCAAUAA
Molecule: messenger RNA, 567 nt
Organism: Laccaria bicolor S238N-H82
Lineage: Eukaryota; Fungi; Basidiomycota; Agaricomycetes; Agaricales; Hydnangiaceae
Exons: 5
Coding region: 1-567 (188 amino acids)
Source: RefSeq, a predicted model, not a curated record